GAGAGAGAGAGAGAGAAGAGAGAGAACAGAAAGAAAGAAAGAAAGAAAGAAAGAAAGAAAGAAAGAAAGAGAGAAAGAGAGAGAGAGAAAGCUGGCCUUCGUCUGAGAGCGUGACCAGUGGAUGAGCCUCGUUCAUGCGUCUCCCUGCGUGCCACUCCCACAUCGCUAUGAACUGUGAGCAGGACUUUGGGGACGGGGGCUUGGGCGUCACCCUCACACUCCGACUACUCAUGCACGGCAAGGAGGUUGGCAGCAUCAUUGGAAAGAAAGGCGAGACGGUGAAGAGAAUACGAGAGGAGAGCAGUGCCCGGGUGAACAUUUCUGAGGGCUCCUGUCCAGAGAGGAUCAUCACCAUCACCGGCUCCACAGACUGUGUCUUCAGGGCCUUCACAAUGAUCACAUACAAACUGGAGGAGGACCUGACCACCCUGGUAGCCAAUGGCACUAUCAGCUCCAAGCCCCCGGUCACCCUGCGCCUGGUCAUUCCUGCCAGCCAGUGUGGCUCUCUCAUUGGCAAGGGAGGGACCAAGAUCAAGGAGAUCAGAGAGAGCACUGGAGCACAGAUACAGGUGGCGGGGGAUUUGCUGCCCAACUCAACUGAGAGAGGGGUGACGAUAUCAGGAAGUCAGGACUCGGUAAUCCAGUGUGUCAAGCUCAUCUGCACAGUAAUCCUUGAGUCUCCCCCAAAGGGUGCCACCAUCCCCUACCGGCCCAACCCCUCCCCUGGAGCACUCCUCAUCUCUGGGAAUCAGGUGUUUGAAGCAGCUGACUUUGCCCCCCAGCCCUUGUACUCUGUCAGUCAGGGGGGUCUGGACCUCCAGCAGGCUUACACUGUACAAAACCAAUAUGGCAUUCCACAUUCAGAGUUGGCCAAGCUUCAUCAGCUGUCGAUGCAACAGAACAUGAGUCCUCUGGCCCAGCCGCCCUCCACUGGCCUACCGGGUAUGUGUGAGUGGAUAGAUGCAAAUGCCCAGACUUCUCAAGAGCUCCUCAUUCCAAAUGAUCUGAUAGGCUCCAUCAUCGGCCGUCAGGGCACCAAGAUCAAUGAGAUCCGGCAGGUGUCUGGGGCUCAGAUCAAGAUUGGCAGUCAGCUGGAUGGAACAAGUGACAGACACGUCACCAUCACUGGCACUCCAAUCAGCAUUAACCUUGCCCAGUACCUCAUCACUUCCUGUUUAGAGACGGCCAAGUCCACAGCCCAGGCGGCCUCUAUGGCUGCCCCGGUUGACCUCAACAUGGCCUUCAGCCAGCCAGUCUCUCCCGCCUCCUCCCCAGCCCCCACCCUGGCAGCCAUGGGCGCCUUGACCCCCACCCAGGUCCUGGGCACACCCUACGGCGCACUGCCCCUCUCUGGCCUGCUGGGGAUGAAGUCUGUCCCCUUCCUGACUCUGUCCGGCCCGGCCCCUGCUGUAGCAGUCACCGCUGCCCCGUCCCACGCCACGCUGGCGGCAUACACCACCAAAAUCUCCUCAGCCAACUGCAUCAAGAAGCCAGAGAGACAGAAGUUUGCUCCCUACUGAUGCUAGCGUCUGUGUAGCCUCAGCCUCUCCACUCGCCUGGAGGGCGACAUGGAGGACAGCUAUUUUGUUUUCUUCCACACGCCUGAUGUAGCCAUACCCUCUGCCAGAGUUUCUCUUGACCUGUACCUGUUUGAUGAAGCACCACAAAGAGACCGAGAGAACAUUUGGACAAUGGCGAUUAAUAUAAGUUCUUCACAUAUAUAGAUGAUUUGUGAGUUUCCCAUGAAUUUGUGGACUGCUGCAGUAUCAGCCGUCACGUCAUCACUGUUCUAUCAUUGAUGAAGGGCAGCCGUCACCUCAUCAUUGUUCUAUCACUGAUGAAGGGCUGGAUUCUCACCUGAGACAUACGCGUGCAAGAUUGGUUUACAAGCGUGCAUCUUGAGUUAGAAAUCGGCUCAAAGUAUCUAUCAUACAAUACGUUUAUAAAUUAUACUCAGAUGACGAAUAUGCUACAGUAUGAUGCUUUUUUACAAUGUCUGUUUGCUUCUUGAAGUUUUUAAGAACAUUUGUAAAUGUUUGAGGAAAUAGUGUAUUUUAAUAAUUUUGUUGUGCUCUGGUACUGUAUUGUACUGUUCUGUUUGUUUUGUUGGAUUUCAUUUGAAAUGUGUAAAUUGUUUGAUCUUAUUUAUUUGUAUUGUUUUGUUUAUUAAAAGUCAUUGUUUCCU
This is a messenger RNA of Hypomesus transpacificus, 2185 nucleotides long. It is a transcript of the gene pcbp4, whose product is annotated as poly(rC) binding protein 4. Gene Ontology annotation, cellular component: nucleus; cytoplasm. Gene Ontology annotation, molecular function: mRNA binding. Gene Ontology annotation, biological process: negative regulation of mRNA splicing, via spliceosome. The transcript is spliced from 13 exons. Lineage: Eukaryota; Metazoa; Chordata; Actinopteri; Osmeriformes; Osmeridae. The record is from RefSeq and is a predicted model, not a curated record. The coding region runs from base 135 to 1520 and encodes 461 amino acids.